Branchiostoma belcheri (Belcher's lancelet) is the source of this 2594-nucleotide messenger RNA. RefSeq lists its product as uncharacterized. The record is from RefSeq and is a predicted model, not a curated record. The transcript has 8 exons. The coding region runs from base 1357 to 2529 and encodes 390 amino acids. Lineage: Eukaryota; Metazoa; Chordata; Leptocardii; Amphioxiformes; Branchiostomatidae.
CUCGCCCUGGCCUGACGUCACCCGCCGAUCGCGUAUUGUUUUUAGUACCCCCCGUGCGGCCCUCACAAGUGGGAGCGAGGUUCGGGUUUUCAGAACUGAAGACUCGUAACCAACCUUCCCUCGGACUGUUUACGCCCCGUUGCCCCUGGCGACGGCGACCGCAUUACACCCGACACCGGCCGCCCAUUGAUCCCAAACAGGAUUGGUUUACACCUGCUUUGUAUCUCACCUGAGGCGCCAGUCGUGGAGAGUAAGGGAGGAGAGACAAGCGGCGGUUCUUCGCGGCGAUAUUUCGACGUCGCGAGACGCUUUUUGACGUCGCCCGCUACGUUAGAAGAUCGUCCGAAAGCCGCGCCGGUGUCUCUAGGCGAGCCGAGCGGGCUACCGAGCGCUGACCAGGUACAGGACCACCCGAGCGUCGAGCAACAGGUGGCCGGCCGAGGUUUACGGAAAUCGCCUGGCUACGCGUGCCGGUUGUCACGCCUGUCGAGAACGCGAAAUCACACCAGAGCGGAGAGAACGCAGGGAGAAACAACUUGUACUACAACAAACAUUGUGUGAUUUUCGGUGGUGGUGGCUUGCUGCUGCACACACGUACAACGUCACGUCCAAAGGGAAGCGAAGAAACAACAAGCUUUUCCUGUCAUACGAGCGAGGAUUGCAGAUUGGUGUCACGCCUGUGGAGAACGUACUUACGCGAAAUCGCACAGGAGCCGGGAGUAGAGAGAACCGACUACGGAAACGGAUUUACGGUGGUGACUUCUUUGCUCAAACCAACGCUACGUCCAAAGGAAUCGGAAAAUCAAGCUUUUGCCGUCACACACUGAGAGGCAGGAUUGCAUAUAUUUGUGAGGUUACUACAAGAAGAGGCUCUACUAACACAAGCCGUUCUUCCAAACAGAGUGACAACAUUUACAGUGACAGAAAACGCAAAGAAACUGUAAUUUUGUUGGAGUUUUACGAUUCCUACAAGAUACAUUUUGCAGAAGGACGGAGAGACCAUCCUCAGGUACUGGGAAUAUUGGUUCAGUCUUGGCCUCUCAAUAUGUAGCUUCACCAACUGUUGUGUGUGAGUCGCUCUCUGUCUCCCUGACAGUACAACAGAUUGCAGCAGCGAUAAGAGAAGAGAUCCCAUCACCCAUACAUAGUAACUGCUGUGACUGCAGGUGGUUCUCUCAAGUGUGGAAGCGUGCCACGCGAAUCGGGACGGGAGGGGGCAGUUAAACUAGUUUGCCGGUGAAUUGCGCUGUUUUCAAACAUCGCCCGGAGCUAUCGGGGGCAACGUGAGCCUCACGAGACAACAGUCGAGUGUUUUUUGGAGAGCAUCGUGACAAGGUGACAACACAACCCACAACCAUGGGGUGUGGAUCGUCCAAAGGUAGUGCAGCUGUCGUGUCACCAGACAGCCGUCCCCAAAAUCUACCAGACUCGGGGGACACAACUGACACGCAAACACGGAACAACCAACAGCGAAAUACUAGCACAUCACAGGAAAGACUUCCCCACAGAACGACAGAGCAGGAAAAGAACCUGCGGAAUAACCUGCCGGACUCCACAGUGUCGCUAGAACGCGGCAGGGACGAGUAUGGGAACUCAGGAGACGGGAGAGUGAAGUCUGCCGACCAGAUCAGCAUCGCUGGUUCGCAGGACAGCGGCAUUGAGACCUCGAACGAGCGGCCGGCUAAAGGCGGAUCUCACUCCGAACUGCCGGAUCUAGACGUGCUCAGGACAGUGCCCAAAGCAGUGGCGUUUGACGUUCCGCUGGCCAACACCAGUGAAGGCAGCAUCAUCAGGAGACAUCCGCCCAGAAGACUGCAGAGACUGGAGACAGUCCCGCGCCUGACGCCCGCUAUGCUGGAGGAGAAGCUGAAAUCCGCGGAGGAGAGGAAAGAAAUGGAGCUUCAGAAGAAGACGAAGUCGGCCGCCAGAACGUCUCGGAGACACCGGCAGAUCAAGGAGGCCAUGGAGUUCGAGAAGAGUCUCAAGGAGGAGGAGAUCGACCGAACGCUGUCGUCUGCGGAGCGGAAGCGAUGUCAGAAACAGGCGGAAAUCGUCGCCAAGCAGCGCCUCCGGGAGGAACGGGCGAAACGGGCGAGGGAGAAGGCGCAGCGGCUAUCCAGUAUGGAGGACUCUGAUCUGAACUACGAAAUGGAGAACGAUGAAAACUUUAACGCUGACGACGAGGACUCGUGGGGCGACCCCGCGGACCCGGACCUCCUGCAGCCUCCGCCGACGGGCACCACCAUCCGCACCUCCGGGUCCGCCGUGUCCUCCGAGUCGGAGCGCAUCUACGACGGGCGCUCCAGCCCAGUCAAGCGGGUCCACCCGCGGCCCGGAGCCGCGCUCAGGAGAGGUAGCAGUGGUACCGGCAGUAUCGCCCUGGGGCUGGACGCGCCCUUCUCCGGCCGGGUGACCAGCGCGCGGACCCAGCACCAGCUGGACGAGCUGUUUGAGAGAAAGAACCUUCCCGCCGCAGGAGACCAGGUUACCGUGGAGGACGAGGUCGACGAUCACGACUUCUUCUCAUGACCGGAACUCGGGACUUCCAUCUAGACUCUACCAGGCUUCGGGAAGCGGCUGGAAAAAGUAGAUAU